CUCUCAUGCCCAGGCCCUGUCUCACUCACUGGGGCAGAGCUCAAGCCCAGCAUAAAAGGGCCGUGGGGAUGGAGCAUCUCCAUCCACUCCCUCCUGAGGUAGUGACUGACCCUGUGCUGCUUGUGCACCUGCUCCUGAACGCCCACCUGACUGCCCGCCCAGAUGUCCUGCCAGCAGAGCCAGCAGUGUGUCCCCAAGUGCCCUCCCAAGUGCUGCACCCCAAAGUGUCCCCCCAAGUGCCCCCCAGUCUCUUCCUGCUGCAGUGUCAGCUCUGGGGGCUGCUGUGGCUCUGGGGGUGGUGGCUGCUGUAGCUCUGGGGGUGGUGGCUGCUGCAGCUCUGGGGGUGGUGGCUGCUGCCUGAGCCACCACAAGCCCCGCAGGUCUCGCCUCUUCAGACACAGACGCUCUGACUGCUGCAGCUCAGGGGGCUCCAGCUGCUGCAGAGGGGGCUCUGGAGGGGGCUCCAGCUGCUGCGGAGGGAGCAGUGGUCAGUCCUCAGGAGGCUGCUGUGGAGGGGGCUCCAGCUAUGGAGGGAGCAGUAGUCAGUCCUCUGGAGGCUGCUGUGGAGGGGGCUCCAGCUAUGGAGGGGGCUAUGGUCAGUCCUCUGGAGGCUGCUGCGGAGGGGGCUCCAGCUAUGGAGGGAGCAGUAGUCAGUCCUCUGGAGGCUGCUGUGGAGGGGGCUCCAGCUAUGGAGGGGGCUAUGGUCAGUCCUCUGGAGGCUGCUGCGGAGGGGGCUCCAGCUAUGGAGGGGGCUAUGGUCAGUCCUCUGGAGGCUGCUGUGGAGGGGGCUCCAGCUAUGGAGGGGGCUAUGGUCAGUCCUCCGGAGGCUGCUGUGGAGGGGGCUCCAGCUAUGGAGGGGGCUAUGGUCAGUCCUCUGGAGGCUGCUGUGGAGGGGGCUCCAGCUAUGGAGGGGGCUGUGGCCAGUCCUCUGGAGGCUGCUGCUAAAGUGGACCCUGAGCCAAGAAGAGCAGCAUCAGAGGCACUAAAGGGGCAAGACCAUCUUCCUUGGGCCUGCCUGUGUUGCUGAGACAUUUUAGUGAAGAUUUCAAGUUCUGUUCUGGAAGAUUCUUCUGACUGGGAAUCCAGAAAUCUGUGUCCUCUUCGAACAUCUCAUCUCCCGACCUCUGAUCCCACCUUUGCAGCUUGCCCUGGGAACCCCAGAUUAUUUCUUUGGCUGGCCCCUUCUUGAAGGGAAACAAUAAAACAGUCUGCUCCCCAA
This is a messenger RNA of Myotis myotis, 1219 nucleotides long. Its product is annotated as loricrin-like. The transcript is spliced from 2 exons. The coding region runs from base 163 to 945 and encodes 260 amino acids. Gene Ontology annotation, biological process: epidermis development. NCBI's taxonomy places the organism in Eukaryota, Metazoa, Chordata, Mammalia, Chiroptera, Vespertilionidae. The record is from RefSeq and is a predicted model, not a curated record.